Molecule: messenger RNA, 1095 nt
Organism: Trypanosoma rangeli
Lineage: Eukaryota; Euglenozoa; Kinetoplastea; Trypanosomatida; Trypanosomatidae
Product: putative small GTPase
Exons: 1
Coding region: 1-1095 (364 amino acids)
Biological process (GO): cellular response to amino acid stimulus; positive regulation of TOR signaling; regulation of autophagy
Cellular component (GO): nucleus; Gtr1-Gtr2 GTPase complex; lysosome
Molecular function (GO): GTPase activity; GTP binding
Source: RefSeq, a predicted model, not a curated record
AUGUCCUCAGAACUCCUUUCGCUGCCGAAGGUCCUUCUGAUGGGGCUGCGAAAGUCAGGGAAGAGCAGCAUUCAGAAGGUUGUCUUUGAGGGGAUGCAGCCGCACGACUCUGUCAACCUCCCGACGACAGUUCAGCCGGAUAAGAGCAGGGUACACUCCAACGAUUUUGUGAACUUUGAGGUGUGGGAUUUUCCAGGCCAGAGUGACCCCUUUGACCCCAACAACACGGGCCCGUUUGAUGUGGAACAGUUACUUGAGAACUGUGGCGUCAUUGUUUUUGUGAUGGAUUGCCGCGAGUUGAUUGAGGAUUCCCGCGCGCGUCUAAUUGACACGGUGUGCGCUGCCUACCGAUACAACCCGGAGCUCUCGGUGGAGGUGUUUAUUCACAAGGUGGAUGCCCUCAGCGAGGACCACCAGGCGGACCUUCUCGCCAGUCUGCAGCGCCAUGUGGAGUUGGAGGUCAAACAGCAUCUGGAGAGCGCGGUACCGUUGCGGGUGAACUUUAACCUAACCUCUAUUUAUGAUCAUUCGGUGUUUCAAGCCUUCUCUUUGGUGGUGCAAAAGCUUAUCAAGCCGCAGUCUCCAUACAUUACAGAACUCUUGCAGAUGCUGAACAGUAACAGCAACGUAGAUCUCUCUUAUUUGUUCCUUAGUAGGUCCAAAAUCUUUUUGGCCGUCGAUGAGCGCAGUCGUGCAAAGCUGCGAACGUACGACCUUUGCAGUGAUGCCAUUGAAGUAAUGAUGAAAAUGAGCCAAAUCUACGCCCCCUGCACAAAGGAGAGGCAAGAAAAAGGUCAUGAUACCACCACCACUACCAUCACCACGGUUACUGGUGCGACGGAUGCUGCAGCCAACGGCUUAGAAAAUGCCCAUUGUGUUGAGAGCGUUGAGGCGGCUGUUGGUGCAGGGGCAAAUGCCGUCAUAAAAAUUAGCAGUGAUGACUACAUUUAUGUGAAGGAGUUGCCCAACUCUCUCACCGUGGUGCUCAUGGCUCAGAAGGAGUGCUUUCGUAACAGAACACUGAUCGAUCACAAUAUUUCUGUCUUCUACAAGGCGGCAUGCGAUAUUUUUAACGCCGUUGCCACUUGGCCGUGA